AUGUCGGAGCCCGGCGCGGGGGUUGCGUCACGAUGGUACCGUCCACCGACACCGACAUUUUACGAGUCGGUUGGCGAGGAUCUGGAUGAGCUGGAAAUGGAAGGUCUUCAUCUGGAGGAUGAUCCCGACCAGGCCAGUCCCGUAGCAUGGUCCCCCGAGAUGGAAGCCUUACCGGAUGACUCGGAAGACGAUUUGGAUGACCCAGAAGAUGUGGACGAAGAAGAUAUGCAUGCCUAUGGCAUCCCAGCAGCGCGUGGGUGGCGCUUGGACAUCCAUCAGUCGGAUACACUGGCGUUUAAAGCGCAAGUCUUAGAAAUGUUUACGCAGGUUCUUGCAUUGCGUGGGUGGGUCGAUAUGGAUCUCUCGCCGGCUCUCCUGCCAUUGCAGCCCAAGUACUUGACGCUGAAGCGGAAUAGCAGUGCGCUGACCAAUGCCGUGUUCUUUGUGGGCUACGAGGCCGGCGGCGUUGUCCCUGCGCCGCCCACAGUGCUGAUGCGUGUCUAUGGCGCAGGCAGUGAAGCAUUGCUAUCACGACGUACCGAGCUGUUGAUCCUUCAUACGCUCUCCAGUCUCUACGAAAUUGGGCCGCACAUCCUGGGCACGUUUGCGAAUGGCCGUAUUGAAGAAUUUUACGAAUGCGAAUCGAUUGGACCGGCGGGUAUGCGAGACUUUGGUACGGCGGAGCACGAAGGCCCGGCCAUUUGGGUCGCUCGGCGUAUGCGUGAGCUGCACGAAGUGCCGCUUGAUGUCGUCCGUACCGUGUUGGAACAAGGCGAUCUUAAGUCGCCCAGCAAGGGCUUCGGCCGUGGGAUUGAGAACCAUAUCAUGGCGGCAAGCCAUCGGCCACGUCGGAGUCGUCGGCGUGCACCGGAUGCCACGUCGCCCCCGUUCCAGAGCUACAGCUACUUUGCGCAUCCGUCGCCAGGUCUGUUUCCCAGCGGCGCGAAUGUGUCCACCAUGUCCUUUGAUUCUUUGGCAACUAGCUACGAUUCUCUCGCGAGUCCACGCAGUCUGCUCAUGUCGCCUCCUAGCGGGAAACUUGGCACGGCAGAUACGCUAACUAUGAGCCCGCUCGCCCUCGGGCCCUCCUCGGCACCAUCGCCCGCGCCGGGCCCGACGUCUAGUGCUCGACAGCCGUAUCUAGGCGUAUGGCGUCGUCUCAAGCGAUGGACGCGCGAAGCCAGCAAAGUCAUUGAAAUGGUUAAUGCUUAUUUGCAAUCACCGGAAGGACAGGCGGUGAGAGCUGCGUACCAUGUGGAUCCCUUGCCCGUGCAUGCCGACCAAGCGCAUUUGCGCACCACGCAUACGAGUGUCGAUAGUUUACAAGCGACGCGACGCUCGUUUGUCGAUAUGAUGGCAUGCCUUCAUGCCAUCGACCUACCAACACUGUGCUUGGAAAUUGUGGCUUUCAAACGCGCGGUGCGUCGGGUGGAGCGAAUGGAGGGGAAAAGCCAACGUGUAUUUUGUCACAAUGAUUCCCAGUAUGGCAACUUACUUAUGUUGCGUUUGAACGAACAGGGCGAGCUGCCUUUAAUGGCCUCUGGCAUGCCGCGCUACGUCGCAGGUACGUCGCCCACGUCCUCGGUAAACAGUCCGCCUGCCUCUUUAGGCACGUCCCCUGAAACACAGUUCCGCCGUCGGUCACGCUCACGUUCUCGAUCACAGCCGCCUCAUCAUCGGUUGGUCGUGAUUGACUUUGAGUACGCUACGCCGAACCCACGAGCGUACGAUAUUGCGAAUCACUUUUACGAAUGGCGGGCCAACUACGAUGACCCUAUAUCGGCGUGGUGUAUGUCCACACAUGGGGCAUACCCCACGAAGGAAGAACGACAGAAAUGGCUCCAUGCGUACGUCAUGCAAGGCCGCGCAAUGGCACGUCGUAGCCGAUCGGCGAAACUUAGUACGCCCGACAGUCUCUCUGCCGUGUCGGACAUUGCUCUGCCGCCAGCCGUCACACAGCAGCCAACCUCGGAUGGAUCGUCGCAAGGUCACGCGUCCUCGGAGACCAGCUCACCGAUGUCGCCUCAUCGCAGUAUUCAAGCGGAAAUCGAUCGGCUAGAUUUUGAAGUGGCGCUUUGGACACCAGCGGUGCAUGCCGUUUGGGGUCUGUGGGGGAUUGUGAUAGCCCGUGACGAUAUUGCAGUCUUGAUCGAUCGGAUAAAGCGUCAUAUUCGCGUCACAUCCACCGGCCCACGUCUGGAUCGCGAUGCAUGCGACACCGCCUUGGCUAACGACCCCAGCUUGGAAGGGUUUGAUAAUUUGCGUUUUGGCCUCAGCCAUAUCGAGCAAUUCCGUGAGGAUCUACGCAUACGUCAUAUCCAGGUGGGGGCCAAGUGA
Molecule: messenger RNA, 2337 nt
Organism: Malassezia pachydermatis
Lineage: Eukaryota; Fungi; Basidiomycota; Malasseziomycetes; Malasseziales; Malasseziaceae
Product: choline kinase
Exons: 3
Coding region: 1-2337 (778 amino acids)
Biological process (GO): phosphatidylethanolamine biosynthetic process; phosphatidylcholine biosynthetic process
Cellular component (GO): cytoplasm
Molecular function (GO): choline kinase activity; ethanolamine kinase activity
Source: RefSeq, a predicted model, not a curated record